CCACUCCAGUAGUAACGGGAAAUUGGUGAACGCGUGUUCACGCCCAAUCCGUUUGCGCUCUUGGUGUGGAAAAAAAGGUCUGGUAUAUUUAUAGGCCUACAAGUGGCGUGUAGUGUAGGCAAAGCCAAUUAACCACAAAACAGCUCUGGUGUUUGGUGAUAUAUAAGUGGAUAAUGAAUUGCAAGCGUGUACACUGGACAACCAAAGAGAAUACGUUCAAUAGAAUGACGUGCUGGUUGCCGGUUUGUGUGAUCCUGUUGAUGGCACUCCAAGACUCUUCGCAGGAGAGAGUUGAAGGUUUUACAAGAGGGAAGGUUAUUUUACCAUGUAGGUACAAUGCAAUGCCUGCUAAAGAGGUCACCAUAUUUUGGCGAUACAAGGAUGACCGUAAUGUCUACAAUAUUGUCAGUGGAAAAUCAGACUUGACAGACCAAGACCGUCAGUUCAGAGACAGAACCAGGAUUUUCCCUGAGGAAUGGGCAAAUGGCAACUUCUCUCUCCUACUGACUGAUCUCAAGGACUCUGAUAGUGGGAGUUAUUCAUGUUUCAUACCAAGAGUGAACAUUCUGCAUCAAGUGGAACUUUCUGUUCAAGAGAAACCAACUCCUGAAGUUGGUCCAAAGAGCAGCAGCAUGAGCAUCAAAGGACAGAACCUCAUCCUCUUCCUGUUUCUCCUCCUCAGUCCAGAUCUCCAUUUCCUUUGAUGUACAUCACAUACAUUGGUCAUUGUACUGCUUAUGAGACUGUUGACAAGUUCUGAGUGGUUAAACUGCUGAAAUACUUAUUUUUUUUCUUUAAUGUAUGUAAUAAGUGACUGCAAAUAUAUAUCUUGCUUGAACCACCUUCCUAGAGGUGAGUAAAAUAGUUAUUCCAAAUUGCAUGAAGCCAAAGUGUACUGAUAGGACCACUGCAACACCUAAUGGGGAUCCUAGUAAAAUACCAAACAUUUUAGCUUUGCUUUUGUGAACUAAAUGUAAUGAACUUUUAAUACAAUAUUUGUUCUGAUUUAAAGGCAUAAUGUUUUUAAAAACCAGGGCCAUCUGUUAAAUCAAAUUGGAAAUAGAAUUGAGUCGAUGUGUCCCUUCUGUCAACAAGGUGCAGCUUUACUUACUAAGAUAUUGAAGUAUUUCCAGAUCAGUUAUUAAUAUUGUACUACCAAAUGACAUACGUUUUGUUGAUAUCUUGAGAUUGAACAUGUGCUCCACAGUAAAAAGCGUAUUAGUUCAGUCAACCUUUCAAUUAGAAAGUAUUUUACUUUGACACCACAGUAUUUUUAAAGGAAACAUAUUCACUUCCUCAAUGCUCUAUAUUAAAGAGUGUUUCUUUUAGCUUUUUGUAAACUAUGGUUUGAUCAUGUUGUUGCAUUGUGUGUUCAGACAGAUGUCUGUUAGAAGGAGGAAGUCAGUUCAGUCUCAAAUAUUUAUCCCAGCUCUGAGGAUGUCGAGGAUUGUUGCCUGUCUGCUCUGUAAGACUAUUUAUUAUUCUUAUGUUAUUUAUUUUACAUUCAUUUUACAAUAAAUGAAGUGUCUCAUGGA
Messenger RNA from Oncorhynchus mykiss (rainbow trout), 1535 nucleotides. NCBI's taxonomy places the organism in Eukaryota, Metazoa, Chordata, Actinopteri, Salmoniformes, Salmonidae. The record is from RefSeq and is a predicted model, not a curated record.